This is a messenger RNA of Parathielavia appendiculata, 1147 nucleotides long. RefSeq lists its product as uncharacterized. Lineage: Eukaryota; Fungi; Ascomycota; Sordariomycetes; Sordariales; Chaetomiaceae. The coding region runs from base 243 to 971 and encodes 242 amino acids. The record is from RefSeq and is a predicted model, not a curated record. The transcript has 3 exons.
CCGUCCAGCUCGACCCUGAAUUCAGGGGCACACCCCUGAACAAAAAAUAAACAUCAACAAUUCUAACUGCCAGCACACCCACCCCUUUCAAGCAGCUCAAGGCCAUUCUUGAUGGAUGGUGGAUUCAAUGUUGCUAUCUGUCGACAAGCUGGAGUGCCUCAUAUUGGUGGUAGACGGCACGGUAGCUGGCCGAUGGUAAUUGGCAACCCCACCUCACAGCGCAGGCCAACAUUUUGCAGUCAAUGGGCCAGGACGAAGAGGAGAUAGGCCUGACUUCGCAAGCUUCUGGUUAUCUUCAACGGAAUCGGUUGACUGUUUCCAUCCCCAUUGUGGCUAUCCGGCACUUGCCCCAAGACGAUGUCUCAAGGUGUGGAGGAGUCAUCAAUUGUGUUUGCUCGCAGGCCGACGACCAUGUAUUUUUCAUGCACAUACCACGCCCUCUGGGCGUUGUCUCCCGUUGUCUCCCAUUGAUCAUUCAACAACGAUUGGCAAUUGGGAGAUGCUCCCUGUUACACUCUCGUCCGAAGUCACUCGGGCCCACUCCUUCCAGAAUUGCCGGCCACCUGUCGCCAUUGCCCGGGCACAGCUCCGGAGAAGUGGGGCCAAGUUCAGCCUCUUCCGGCUUCCGGUCCCUCCGGCCUCCGCCAUUGGCCGCCCGGAAACGUCAAGCCCUCCGGAUUCUGAAUCACAUACGCAGUAACACCACCCACAGGCGCUCGACCACCAUGAUUUCCACUGCCAUGGCCUGUGACACCACAACGAACUCGCUCAGUUCUUUCUCUUUAGUGAACGGACACUCCGACAGUCAACCUUGGAAGCAGUCUCACAACGUGAAGUCACCGGCACUAGCACAUUCCUUCGUUCUGGACAACAACAUCACCUUCUCAGCAUUCAAGUUUGUCUGUCGAUGCGGCAGGAACAAGACCUUUUCUUUCAUCUUGAGAUCUCGUCCCCCAUCCGUCCACGGUUAAGUUCAACGAAACUAUCUUCUCUUCAGUGAAGUCCUCCGCUGUCAACGGGUUCUCCUUCACUUCAGCAAAUCUCCCUCGAACUUAGGACGGAUUCCUCAACUUAUCCGAUGAAAACUGCAUGCAGUUCAACUGAAUUCACUCCUUCUUCAGCGAACUCUUCUGCACUUGCGUGAAAU